AUGUUUCAAUUGGGGACUUUUAUUUUUUUAAGGCAAACUGUAAAUUCCAUUAUUGUGGCUAUUUUCACACAGGCGGUUCAAAUACCUUACGACCUAUCGUCGAAAAAUAAACAGAAGCAAAGAAGGAACGGGGAAAAAGGUUUUUCGAUCCAGAUAUCAUUGCACAUUUUGGCUUCAAACACGGUUUAGCAUAACCGGUGGACAAGUAUUUAUUGUAUAGCUUUGCUUGGAUUUUUCAUGGCCAUGAACGACGCAUUAAUUUUCCGAGUUAGUGCAUUUUCCGAGCAAGGGGGAAGGAGAUACAUGGAGGAUGUUAUUGAGUUUAAAGUGGAGUACGAACCGCCUGAGCCAGAGCCAGCAGAGGGUGGUCUGAAUUCGGUAGAACAACAAGGGGAGUCAAAAGUAGAGAAACAGGAGAAUGGUCAUACUGAGCAGACCAUAAUAAGCAAUUCCCCCGAAAACGUUCAAGAAUCGGUGCAUGUUAGUGCAAUGUGGACAGAAAACAUAACAUGUGAGAAGCAUGGGGACAUUUCCCAGGCAGAAGUUCCAGCAGUGCACACGGUCGUUCGGAAGUCUGUGGCGUUUUUUGGUGUAUUUGACGGUCACGGAGGGCGAGAAGCUGCUCAUUUUGCCCGAGACAAUCUGUGGGGUAUUCUGAAAAAGCAAAGGGGGUUUUGGUCAGAAGAUCAAGGAGAAGUCUGUGAAGCAAUUCGAAAGGGGUUCAUUGCCUGCCACCAUGAUAUGUGGAAAGAGCUACCUGAGUGGCCCAAGACUCUGACCGGCCAGCCCAGUACUGCAGGAACAACGGCCAGUAUAGUGCUGAUCCGGGGGGAUCUGAUGUACGUAGCCCAUGUGGGGGACUCUGCAGUGGUUGUUGGGGUGAAAGAGCCCGGUGAAAAGAACAUCAGGGCCUUGGAGGUCACACAGGACCACAAACCUGAACUUCCCAAAGAGAAGGAGCGCAUUGAGAGACUUGGGGGCAGUGUAGUGAAGAAGUCCGGGGUGAACCGUGUGGUGUGGAAGAGGCCCAGACUGACCCACAAUGGCCCUGUCAGGAGGAGCACUGUCAUAGACCAGAUUCCCUUUCUCGCUGUGGCCAGAGCUUUGGGGGACCUGUGGAGCUAUGACUUCUACAGUGGGGAGUUUGUGGUCUCUCCAGAGCCUGAUGUCACUGUAAUGACCAUUGACCCUAAGAAGCACCGCUACAUCAUCCUGGGUAGUGAUGGAUUGUGGAACAUGAUGCCAGCUAAGGAUGCUGUCGCUAUGUGUGAGUGCCACGAUCAGAUGGUGGGCCCUAAGGGAUGGUCCUGUGCCAAACGGUUAGGAUGCACGGCCUUGCUGUUCUGGCGCCAGCGCAUGCUCCGUGCAGACAACACAACGGUCAUAGUGAUAACCGUGCAGCACCCUGAUGAGCCACCCAUGACCAUGCACCUACAGGAGCUCUAUGUCAAUAUGGCAGAGGGCCUUGAUAAGAUCCCCCCCGUUACAACCGCAAACUCUCCCCGCCGUUACGACGGCCCCAUUAUGACAGAGGAGGAGGAUGGGGAGGUCUGUUUUGAUGAAGAACAUGGGCAUUGGCGACACCUAGAAUGGGAGUGAGAACCCAGAGGUUAACACUGUGUCCUCUGUGGGUGAGCUUCUCCCCCUCCCAGCUUUGGAGUGGAGGAAUAGCCUGUGUGAGGCUGGUCUCUGUCUCCCUUCAGAGCCCCUGGCAGAGGUGGACUCACAGAGAGUGACCCCAACAGACAAAACCUUGAACGUUUGUUCAAUUGAAGGCACAGGGACUCCAGGGUUCUCAGCACCAUCCACCCCUCUGCUGAGGAGGCUUCGUAGGCCCCCACACACUCCCCUCUCCCCCAGCAUAGCACACCACAGCCUUGGUCGGUCCCCUCACAGUCCCUUGUCUCCCAGGAUGCCUCGCCGCAGCCUGGCCCGUUCUCCACGCAGUCCCUUGUCCCCUAGAACGUCUCGCCGCAGACUCAGUGACCGAACCCCUCUGAGGCGAGGUGGAAAGGGACAGAGACGCUCCCCCAAUGUUCCCGUCAUCCUACCACAGAAACGCAAGGCUGCCUUGUGUGUGUGCUGAACCUCAUCUUACCACGGACGUCAGAUUGACUAGGAUGAUGACCUUUAUCAUUCUGCAAAGAGAUGCAUAAGGGCAUCUGAACAUUGUGUGCUCAUGUAUCAACAGUAUGCCACUGUUCCAUUCAUAGAUUAAGUAUACUUUUAUAGUGGAGUCUGGUACCAUCUAAACAUUUUUGUAAAAAUGUGAUGUUUGUGUAUAUGCUUACUUUACAUCUUAAGUGUUUUUAUGAUCUUUUGUUUAUUAACUGUUUUAAUGGAAAACAUAUUGUAUCUAGUGUAUAUUGCUGGUCAUAUUUCCACCCCCUUUUAUGUUUAUAAUAAUAAUAAUAAUAAAUCAAUAAAAAAUCCCA
This is a messenger RNA of Oncorhynchus kisutch (coho salmon), 2435 nucleotides long. RefSeq names its product protein phosphatase 1D. The transcript has 7 exons. Gene Ontology annotation, molecular function: cation binding; protein serine/threonine phosphatase activity. NCBI's taxonomy places the organism in Eukaryota, Metazoa, Chordata, Actinopteri, Salmoniformes, Salmonidae. The record is from RefSeq and is a predicted model, not a curated record. The coding region runs from base 238 to 1599 and encodes 453 amino acids. Gene Ontology annotation, biological process: protein dephosphorylation.